AUGCUGCCCAGAUACGGCUCGCUCAUCCGACCGUCCAACCACGGCAUACCCCACCAUCUGGCAACGGGAGCGUACGCCAGUGCCUACUCGCCCUUACUUAACCUUGGGAGUUCGGCACCCGCCGUCGCCACGCCGGUGCUCGCAAAAAAGUACGACAUCAUGGGGAUGCCGCUCUUGCUGGCGGGAUCGAUGAACGUGGCUGCGAACCCGACUGUGAUGCCUGCCGUCCAGGUGCUCAGCGCAGUCAUCGUCGACGCCUGCGCCGUGGUGGAGGAGCCGAACAAAUCACUUGGACUGCUCACGACACAGCGCGCCAAACUCCUUGGAAUCCCCUUCUUCCCCGCCACCGCAUGCUCCCUCAUCUCCCUCUCCUGUCUCUCAAGCCUCCGCGCGAUCCUCCUCCUCCAACCCCUCGAUCAGGCCCACCGCGGUGUCGGACCUGUCGAUCAAGUUGGCGUUGAAAGAAAUUCAGGAGUUGCUUGCCGGUGCCUCUCGCCAACCUAUUCCAUGACGCCAACCCCCCCAGGAACAGGAACACGUGGGGCGUACAGUUUGACCACGAGCUUUGCGCGUCUCAUCCGUCCCAAACAGUUCCAGAUCGGGCUUGACGUCAGCGAUGGCGUCGUUGAUGCGGCAGAACGAGUCGGCCAGGCCCUGGGCGACGUGCGCAUGGUUGACGCUGGCCGAGUUGAGUUCGAGUCAUCGUUUAUUACAUGCCCAGGUUACAGGGUCAGCCAGGACUGA
Messenger RNA from Pyricularia grisea, 744 nucleotides. RefSeq lists its product as uncharacterized. Lineage: Eukaryota; Fungi; Ascomycota; Sordariomycetes; Magnaporthales; Pyriculariaceae. The coding region runs from base 1 to 744 and encodes 247 amino acids. The transcript is spliced from 4 exons. The record is from RefSeq and is a predicted model, not a curated record.